AUGGCAACAAUCUCGAGCAGUAGAGCUGCUCCGGCAGACUCGGGCAAGGUCGACUCGCACCCUUACACGUGCAACACUUGCCAAGUGGCCUUCCGAAACAGCGAGCUACAGAAGGGACACAUGCGACAGGACUGGCACCGAUACAACCUCAAGCGUCGUGUUGCGUCUCUCCCCCCAAUCUCCUCUGAUGUGUUCAACGAAAAGGUCCUCCAGGCCAAGGCUGCUACCUCUGCACAAGCAGACAAGGCCCGCUAUGAGAAGCUUUGCAACAUCUGCCAGCGAACCUAUUAUAGUGAGAACUCGUAUCAGAACCACCUCAGUGGCCAGAAGCACAGGGCCAAGGAAGCAGCCGCACAGCGCAAGCCGGAUACCUCGCACCACGAUGACGCUAGCUCUGUCGUCAGCUCGACCUUCUCUCUGGGAGAACCCCAGCGCAACGGAUUCUCGGAAGUCGACGCUGACGCCGAGGAGGAAUUCUCGCAGGUCAUCGAGGGCAUGAAGAAGGCCAACCUCAAUAACACCUCGCCGCUCAAGCGGCCAGCCAACCCCCAUCCAUCCAGCGAAGAGAUGGAUAUUGAAGAGAGAGCUUUGAACGCCAGCGAGCAAUCGGGCUCCACACCCACUCCAUCCAAGGCUUCUGUCCCGGCACCGUCAAUCAAAGCGUGUCUCUUUUGCAACUACCAGUCACCCACCGUUCUCCUGAACGCUGCCCACAUGGAGCGGUUUCAUGGCAUGUUCAUUCCGGAGAAGCAGUACCUUGUGGACCUUGACGGCUUGAUUGGUGCGCUUCAAGAGCGUGUUCGUGAAGAGUUCGAGUGCCUCUACUGUGGCAAGUACAAAGGAGAUGUUUUCGCAAUCCAAACCCACAUGCGCGACAAGGGUCAUUGCAAGAUCCCCUACACCACAGAGGCGGAGCAGCUCGAAAUUGGAGAGUUCUAUGACUUCAGAAGCACAUAUUCAGAUUCAUCGGAGGAUGAAGAUGAAGACGAAUCAAUGGAUGAGGAUGAGCGCAAUGGUGGCGCCAAGCUGGGCAUGAAGAGGCCGACUACAAUUUUUGGCGAGGAUGGCGAUGAACUCAUGGCUGAGGACGACGGAUGGGAGACGGACAGUUCAGCAUCGUCUCUCGAUUCCGACGAUCUGACUGCCGUCCCAGCGGGCACUUCAUACCACCAGUACGAGCGUCUCAACAAGCAUCCGCAUCACUCCAAGACGGACCCGCGCUCUCACCAUCAGAAGGACGGCUGGCACUCCCAUGCCCACAAGCACGCCCACACCGCCUUCUACGACGAGUUCGAGCUGCAUCUGCCCUCCGGCAGGUCGGUCGGCCACAGAGCCUUCAACCGUUACUUCCGCCAGAACCUGCGCGACUACCCGACCGACCAGGAGCGUGCUCAGCGCCAGCAGCUCGCCAUUGAGAACGGCGAGGACCCGGCGGCAAACAGCCAGAGGCAGAUUGCCGGCCGGAACUUUGGCCGCGAUCACCGCGCGGUCGUACCUGCCGGUGAGAACCGGAUCACCGCCGGUGUGACUGAUCGUGUGGGCAAGGCCAUGACAAAGCAGGAGCAAAAGAGGGUGCGACGGGCAAACUCAGCCUGGGAGAAGAGGACUGUCAACUUUGCAAAGCCGAGCAUCGCGUUCAAGUACUACAAAUACACUGAGGGUCGGUAA
Thyridium curvatum is the source of this 1668-nucleotide messenger RNA. RefSeq lists its product as uncharacterized. Gene Ontology annotation, biological process: ribosomal large subunit biogenesis. The record is from RefSeq and is a predicted model, not a curated record. Gene Ontology annotation, molecular function: zinc ion binding; nucleic acid binding. The transcript has a single exon. Lineage: Eukaryota; Fungi; Ascomycota; Sordariomycetes; Thyridiales; Thyridiaceae. Gene Ontology annotation, cellular component: preribosome, large subunit precursor. Bases 1 to 1668 code for a protein of 555 amino acids.